Messenger RNA from Racocetra persica, 188 nucleotides. The record is from the annotation of a GenBank genome assembly. Lineage: Eukaryota; Fungi; Glomeromycota; Glomeromycetes; Diversisporales; Gigasporaceae.
GUAAAAUUAAAAGCACCUUUCGAGCUACAUUCCAACCACCGUCGAGAACUUCUUUGGUUGAGUUUUUGUUAGGAACAUAUGCUCCUGUUUUUUUAAGAUUUGUGUUGAUGUGGAGUAUGGUACAUGGUUCAGAAGAUCAAGAAAGAGCUUUAUUCCAGCAUAUUCCUGAAAUCAAGAAAGUGCUUUAA